CCGAAUGAAGCAACUCUACUUGUCAUAAUAACGAGAAGAGAUCGAAUCUUAUCUCACAGUAGUUCACAUUUUACUGAAUUUGUGUUAAAUUACAAUGUAAUUAGUUGUCGUCCUUUCCUUCAACAAACACGACAGAAAUAAAAAAUGGCGCGGAUUUUGUGGUGCAGUUUCAUCGUUUUUAUGACUGUGAUGGACAUAGCGUCAACAAAGAGAAUCAAAGACAUGAUUUACAUGUCCGUUGAUGGAGUCUCAGCAUGUUUUCGGAAACAUAAUGGAACCCAUCAGUUUGGGUGCUCCUCACAGAGAGGAGGAAGUGUUGGGGUAAUUCAGAUGGUGGAGAGCCUCGAGGACGUGCAGUGGCUGGAGACGAAUGCCACAGCAGGCCCCUACACAGCAGUGAUGCCCUUCUCGAUGUUUACCAAAGAGGUCCUCCAUCGUCUUCGAGAAACAAAUAACAUUAAUGGAAUUUUGUUAGCGAAAAAUAGUAGUCAUCCACUUCCGUCCAGUUAUUCACCCGACGACACAUGUCCCAAUAGAUAUUCUGGAUCAAAAGCCUGUGAUGAUAAGAAACCUUGGAAUCCGUGGGGAAGUAAUUUGCUUCUUGAAGACUGGCCCUUCCCCAUGUUCUACGUUCAGAACGACACACUGCUCCAGGAGAUUCGUGCCUGCUACAUGAAGCACAACGCCCACGACCGCGACUCCCAGCGCGAGCGUUCCCUCUGCGCCCUUGAGAUGCAGGCGUUCAUGUCAGCAGCAGUGGACUCCGAGACGUGCAUCCGGAGAAAUCACCUGAUCCUGUACAUGAAUCCAACGCGUUUCUGUGACCCCUUAGGUGACAGGAAUAUCCACUGGCCCCUGGCGCCUCUGACAAACACCACCGAGUCCAUGACCCUCGUGAUAGCUCGCCUGGACACCAAUUCAAUGUUCUACACAAUCUCCCCAGGUGCCAAUAGUGUAAUCACAGGUUUGGUGACCUUCAUGGCGGCCGCCUAUUACCUGAAUUCCCUCAACGCCACAGUCAGUACCAAGAACGUCCUCUUCUCCCUUCUCAAUGGAGAGUCAUUCGACUACAUCGGCUCCAGUCGCUUCGUCUAUGACCUGAAGAAGGGCAACUUCAACGCCCUGGGCGGCAGAAAUCUCCCCCUGAGCAAGAUAACAACUGUCAUCGAACUGAAUCAACUGGUAGACGACAACAUUUUUAUCCACACCAACAACGACUCCCCCAACACCUUGAUCUCGUCCUUAAAGGAAGCCCUGGGAGGUACUGCCCUCCCCGGAAGUGUUCCGCCUACGUCGGUACAGAGCUUCCUGGGGGCUAAUCCGAGUCUACAAACUGCUGUGGUGGCGUCCUAUGGCGAGCAGUUCCGGAAUCCGUAUUACCAGAGUGUUCUUGAUGAUGCUGAAACCCUUGGGCUCGAUAAGGGAACACGCGAGACUCUCAACAAGACUCUGACGAGGAUAGCUGUGAAACUGGGGGAUGUGUUGUAUGAGCACGUCACUGGCAGUAAAUCACCAGGGGGAAAUGACACCUUCAUCGAAGAAUUGAUCACGCAAAUGCUGUCGUGUUACCUCACUAAUCCUAUGUGCAACCUUUUCCAGGCGGCAUCUCUACCAGGUGCUGUGCUAGAAAGUAAUCCCCUUCCCCUGUACGUGAGUGUCAUCAACAAUCCCAAUGAAGCAACAAGUCUGACAGGACAGUUGUUAGUACUAUUGACAGGGAAACAGUUGAACAUGACAGUACAGGAAUGCCUCAAUCACAGACUAUGCUGGAUGGGAGGCUACUCCUUCAACGGUGUUUGUGUCAACUCAACUGUCAAUUACACAUCUGCUGUCAGUCCAGCCUUCAUAAUUCCUGGUUAUUCGAUGAAGUCUGGAGUUUACCCCACGUGGACUGAGUCGGUCUGGCAAGCACUCACUGUUCGCAUGUUUCUGAAACCCUCAGAUACUGUUGAGAGGCUGACUAUCAGUCUGGGGAGCAUCGUUGCUGGAUUGUCCUUCAUCGUCGUCUGGUUCAUUACCUCCAGGGCACAUUUGCUCUUCGAGAGCAACAGGAGACCUGCCUGCUAGGACAACGCCGCGGACCACAUAUCAAUGAGGAGGCUUGGGGAGAGGGACUCUGGACAGGUUCUUGUCACUAGCCUGUGAACAUUUGUUUUUUCAUUUGAGGAGGAGUUUUGUGUGUGGUGCGCACUCGGACGUUAUUUAUUUUAAGUCAGUUUAAGUACAAUGGGAGAAAAUAAAAAUGAGAAAUAGUAAUUGUAGGAUUUAUUCGAAUCGUUCAUUGAUUUGAUAGUUGGGACGGUAAAUGCUAGUGGGCGAAUACCAAUACCGAUUUGAACUGAACCAAAAUUCGAUUGUAUCAAUCGAUCAAAUCGAUUUUGUUAUAAUACAGUAUAAUUUAUUUCUAUAGCGAAAUAGGAAAUCGCGAUAAGAUUUAGCUACGUAUCUGAGGGAGAUUGCGGAAUUUUCGUAAUUACGUUUGUUGCUCCGGCAGACGUAGUUUGAGUCACAAAUAAGGCGAUGAUUAAAAUUUUGCUAUCUUUGUUAGAUCCCAAGAUAUUCAUAAAAAACUCAUCAACCGUAAAAAUUGGCACAUUCCAAUUAAUCACUUCGGAACUCAUUUAUUCUAAUGAAUGCAGAAAAUAUCUCUUUUUGUGAUAGAAGCUAUUUUGUACUAUUCAAUUUUGGUUUAGUUCAACCGCUUCAAAUUUGACGUCCAUAAUUUUGUUUUCACGAUCAUCAUUAGUAAAUAAUCAGUUCAAAUAAUGAAGAAUUGUGUUGGUUGUUUACAAGAAACGAGCAUUUUCUUUUGCCGCUAUUCAAUCGAUGAAUUCCUGUUUCUUUUAAUUUUUCAUUCUCGGUGUACGUAAAUUAACAGCAAUAAACAGGCUUUUUCGGUGCACUGGGAGAAAUGAAUUGAAAUUAGGCACGAUUAAAUUUUGUCGAAAAAUUUUGUCAAUGAAAUUAUAUUUGAUUUCUGUUGAAAAUUGUAUUUUUAAUUACUAAUCGAUUUUAAUGAAGAAUUUUGUACUUUUAGUGCGCGAUUUAAAAAUAUCCCGCAGAAAUUAUUCCACAAAAAAAAAUUCUUUCUUUGUACUCAAUUUUUUUUGUAGAAAUUCUGUGAUUUCAAUUUUCUGUUGUAUGACUCCAUCCUCUAUUUUCAAUUCCAAUAUUUUUAGGAGAAUAGUUGCCAUUGGUAUAAUUCCAAAUUUUUUACAGCGAAAAAUUGUGAGAAUGUCAAAAUGCAAUAAUUUUGAGAUUUUAAUUAUCAAACUUGUCAAUUGAGUUUCGAGAAAAAUGUGGAAAAGAUAAUUAAAAGAAAUGUCGCCGUUUUUGGUAUAAAAUUGAUUUUUCAAAUUACUCUUUUAAAUAAAAACUCGACAGUCAUAACUUAUUUGUAAGGAUGUUCAAUAAAGAGAAGGCUCUCUAAUUUUUUAUGAUUCUUUAAAUGACAGAAUAAUCAUUCUGAAGCUGGUAAUCUUAUGAUUUUCAAAUCAUUUGAGCCAAAAAAAGUGUAUAUCUUGAAAUUUGUCCGAUUAAAAAAAUUUUGAGUGUAAAAUACUCUGAAUUCAUACCAUUUAAAAAAGCCCAAAAAUAAACUUUGUCACGAAUUCCUUAAUUUGCAUAAUCUCAAUCCUUUUUUAUCCUUACGUUACCAUAAUCGAUCAGUGAAAAUCCAAAAUGAGUUUGUUUGACGUGAUAUUUUUCACUAGUAGCCGGAGAUCAUAGGGGAGAUGUGCAGGACCUAAUGACGAGAGAUCAACCAUUAAAUUUUUUAGCAGUAGCGCCGGAACUAAUUUUGCAGCCGAAAUGUGCGGUACGGCAGGGCACGUGCGCCCUGGCGUACCGAACAUUUCAGCUGCAAAAUCGAAGCAGAGAGAACAACAGUGUCAUUAAUAAUCCUGCGAAAUAGUCAGGACAGGAGAGAAGGACAAAACGGAACGUUUUUAAUUAUUAUGUCAUCAUAAAUAUUAAUAACAUGAUUAUUUUGCUCCAUUUAUUAAUUUUACAUUCUUCAGUUAUGAUUCUUUGAGAUAUAAAAAUCAGCGAUUUAAUAGUUACGUAACUGCAUUUCUAUAGUUAAUCAAUUAGUAGGGUUCCUAAACAUCGAGGCAUUUCAAUGUCCCAAAGGAUAAAUAGAGAAAAAUAUUUUCCAGGUAUCGACCAUUGAAGGCAAACAGGGACGACCCUCGAAAGAUAAUAACGGAUUUCAUUCAGACCCAGGAUUAAGGAGAGUAAUCCAGAUGAGAUGGAAGUGAUCAGGAGAAAUAAGCAGGAGAGCCAGGAGGAGCCUAGUGAAAGUAAACCCCAGGAAUUUAGCAAACUCGAAGCACCAGUACUCGUGGCUGAGAAGCCCUGGCCGACGAAAAACAAGGAGACGAGGCACUCCAGAGAGCCAUCGUUCGAAUCAACCGAGAAUCAGGACAGAUCAAAUGUCGACGAUUCCCUUCUCAAGAAGCCUCAUCUCCCACCACCAGAGAAUUGCCACUGGCAAGCGGAGACCCGCUGCAGGGAAUGUCCAAUUACUCCGGAACGUCCUGGUGGACGUUUAAAGCUCACACUGCGCAUGAAACGUUCACCAAUUCUGGACGAUGUCGUUGAGUCUGGUACGAGUCUGAGUGAAGACAGUUACGAGCCUGAGUACGAGGUUCUCAGGGUCGAGGGAGUCGAGAGCUCCAGACGAAAGAAAAAACACAAAACUCGCGAUCGGGAGAGACGCCAUAAAAAAAGAGAAAUUCAUGUCAUAUGCCAAAUCAUCGUCAAAUUUCAAAUAAUAAAUUUCUUUUCCUUCCAAUAAAGACCUUUUUGGUAGUCCAAUGAAAAAAAUCAAAAUGAAGGGAUGGGCAUAACAAAUAACGAAGAACGUUUAGAUCAAGUUUUCAUGUUUUUAUUGUAAAGAUUAGACUUAGACUGUAGACUUAGAGAGGAAUCGGUGCUGCCUGUGUAGCGUCCUUGGCGGGCUUGACAUCCGAGGAUGGCUGCUGAGGAAUGACUUCCUCUUUAGGCUCAGCAACGUUGACGUUGUCUGGAAGGGGCUUCUUGGGUCCCAUCUUGCCACUUGGAUCCCACGGCAGCAUAAUCUUGACCUUGAUCC
Messenger RNA from Diachasmimorpha longicaudata, 5095 nucleotides. It is a transcript of the gene Nct, whose product is annotated as nicastrin. The coding region runs from base 145 to 2067 and encodes 640 amino acids. NCBI's taxonomy places the organism in Eukaryota, Metazoa, Arthropoda, Insecta, Hymenoptera, Braconidae. The record is from RefSeq and is a predicted model, not a curated record. Gene Ontology annotation, biological process: Notch receptor processing; protein processing. Gene Ontology annotation, cellular component: plasma membrane. The transcript is spliced from 6 exons.